AAGAUAGAUUUCCAGAGGGGGACGCUUCAACUUGGAAACCUUGAAUUUUAUUUACCGACUUGCCGAGCAGCAGCAGCAGCGAAACCCUCCUCUUUGCAAAGCCCCCAUUGCCGCCAUGCCGCCGCCGUACAGUCAUAUCAAGGUGGUAAGGGAAGAGGAUUUCCGCUCGCGUAUUGGGGAAGAUGGCCACUACUUCGAUCUCAUCGACUUCAGCGCAAUCGAGGGAUUCAACGUCCCGCCUACCAUGACCAUCCUCCGAUUCAAGGAGAAGCUCACGGAGAAAUUUGGAACCCCUCUGCAAUGUCAACGCCUGUGGUGGUGGGCUAGACGUCAGAACAACACAUACCGUGUUGACAGGCCGUUGACAACCGAAGAGGAGAAUCUACCUGUCAGUAAAACAUUGUGAUCACCUUAUUUUCUGUUGGUUCUUAAUACUGUUUUGUCCCAUGCAGUAAAAAAUGCUCUUUCAUUUGAACCUAAACAGUUAUGUGCUGAGUAAGAAAUUAGAGAAUGAAGGGUUCCCUUCAAGCCUGUGCAUGUCUGAUCGGUCAGACUGAAGUAUUAUAAACUACAAAUAGAUCCAUUACCUCAUUUUUCUAGAGGUUUCACAUGAUUUUUUCCCUUCCAUUAUUGGCUUCAUUCUGCACCAUAAUUUUGAAUUAUGAAUCCUGCUUACUUAGAUUGCAGAUGCAUUUUGUUUAGUGCUGGUAAGUGUCAAAGGCUAGUUUGCAGUCAUUCUGCACUUGCCAUGUCAUCUUCCUCAAAAGUGUGCUGAAGAGAAGAUGAAGUUUCGAAAGCAAAAUGUGACUAUCAAUUUGUUGCUUUUUUAAGCAUACCUGCUUGGGUAUAUCGACUUUCAGCAGCUUGUUAUAUAUCUUUAAUCUAAAGUCUUCUGUGUGGAGUAAGAAAUCAAAAUGAAGGGUUUCCUUCAAGCCUGUGCAUAGCUGACAGGUCAGUCUGAACCAACACCAACUAAUAGAUCUAGCCCCUCAUUUUCUGUAGAUGGUAACUUCUCAUGAAUGUUGUCCUGCCAUAAUUAACUUACUUGGCACCAUAAUUUUGAAUUUUGAAUUCUGCUCACAAUAUGAUGGGUACCUAGUGUCGAGUACCCUAAUCUCACCCUCUCUUUCACAGUACCAACAAUAGUCAAUACGUUAACUCUCUGAAUCAUCUACAAGACUUAAUAUGGCAUUCAGCCCAACUAUGAUUAGGCAUGCCGGCAAAUUAACUGGAUUCCACCUCUACAUAGUAUGGUUCUUAGGCCAUGCACUCGACAUGGACUCAAACAUGAAAAAAGAAAUAUAAUUCAAACUUCAAUUAAACACCUCUAGAAAAAAUAAAAUAGCUCGGCUCUUUGGCUAAUCGCAUUUGCUAAUACAUUACUGCUACUAUAGACCAUCGACUCAAUUAAAACUAAAGGAAAAAUGUGACUCUAAAAUUGGUUCAGUAACUCACUUCCAUGAAUGGCGCAUUAAUAAAGCAGCAACUACAGUUGGUUUGUUCGCUUCUUAUUUCACAAAGACAUGCAAGAAACCAUCAGGGAUUAUUAUAGGAGCCUUGUACACAUCUCCAUCCAUUGCAGAUGUUGUCUGUUUAGUGCUGCCAAGUGCCAAAUGUUAGCUCCCAGACCCCAGUCAUUCUGCACUUUCCUUGUGAUUCCCUUAAAAGGCGCGCUAAGGAGUGGAUGUAGUUUUCAAAAGCAAAAAAAAAUUCUUUUAAUUGAUUGCUUUUUUAAGGCAUACCUGCAUUGGUAUAUUCACUUUCAGCAGCAUGGUAUAUUACUAUAUUUGUAGGCGUACCAUCUUGAUCAGAUAGCAUCCUAUUAAAUUUUGAAUGAAAUAUGGUAGAAAGUCUAAUUUCAGCAUUGUGUUUCGAAGGAGAUCAUCUACAGCUUUUUCUGGAGGUGCUCAACACUAAUUCCCUACCAACAUGGAGCAACAUGGAUGAUGCACUGGUGUUUCUAAAGCAUUAUGACCCAGGGAAAGCACAGCUAAGGUAUGUUGGAUUGCUGUCCGUGAAAGUUGCAUCGAGGCCUUCAGAAAUUCUUCCAAAACUAAGAAGUCUAGCUGGUUUCUGUUUAAGCGAAAUGAUAGAAUUGUACGAGAUUAUAACUGGGGACAUUAUUUGCUUCCAAAAAAUCUUGAAGCCACCGGACAUACCAAAAUAUCCUUCUGUUGCAUCUUUUCUCCAGCAUGUUUGUGAUCGGAAGACGUAUGAAGAAGUGAGGAAGGUACACAUUUUAGAAGAGGAGAUUGUUACAUUAAAACACCAGGCUGAUACAUAUCUUGUUCAGAAAGAAAAGGCCGUAACAGCGUAUGAUCAGUUGAAACAUGAACGAGACAAUGCUGUGCAACAAGUGAAUGAAUUACGCGACCAGAGCACACAUAUCAUUCUCGAUUUCUCCCGCAAGGACAUGGAGCAAGCAACAGAACAUUUCAAAAAUGCUAGGGAGGUUGGUGAUACUGAAUAUGGGCACACAUAUAAAGGCAUGAUACACAAUAUGAAGGUGUUAAUCAAGCUGUCCAGUUCCCAAAAGUUAUUUCAACAAGAGGUCUCUAUUCUUCGCCAAUGGAGACAUCCAAAUAUUAUCACAUUCAUAGGAGUAUGCUCGGAGGUCUCCGCUCUAGUAUAUGAAUGGCUACCUAAUGGAAAUCUUGAAGACCGCAUUAUUUGCACAAAUAAUUCUGCACCUCUCUCUUGGUACAACCGCACACAGAUCAUUGGGGAGAUUUGUUGUGCUCUGCUUUUCCUUCAUUCGAACAAGUCUACUGCUUUGGUCCAUGGUGAUCUCAGGCCUUGCAACAUCCUCAUUGAUGCCAACUACAGAAGCAAGAUCUGCAACUUUGGUAUGUCCAACCUGUUUCUGCAGCUUGGGACCUUCCCACCAAACCUGACGGCAAGGCUGCCGUACAUGGACCCUGAGUUCAACACCACCGGAGAGCUCACAACACUCUCUGAUGUCUACUCACUGGGUGUUAUCAUCCUACGGCUCUUGACCGGAAUGCCCCCCUUAACUCUAUCAGAGAAAGUUGCAGAAGCAUUGGGGAGUGAUAGCUUGCACUUGCUGAUAGAUAAAUCUGCAGGGGACUGGCCUUACAUUGAAGCCAAACAAUUAGCACUCAUUGGCCUUAGCUGCACUGGAAUGACGAGGAAGAAACGGCCUGAUCUCUUAAACGAGGUGUGGAUAGUUAUUGAGCCCCUCACGAGGAAGCCUCCUGCAGCCACCUGGCCAUACUUGCAAUCAGCAUCAGGAGAUAGCAGUGUACCUGCUGCUUUUAUUUGUCCAAUUAGCAUGGAGAUCAUGAAAGAUCCGCAAGUGGCAUCUGAUGGAUUCACCUAUGAAGCGGAGGCCAUAAGGUGCUGGUUUGAUAGAGGGAUUAGUAGGUCUCCGAUGACGAAUUUGGCCCUUCCCAAUCUCAAUCUCGUCCCUAAUCGUGUCCUCCGUUCUUUCAUCCAUGGGUAUCUUCAGCAGCAGCAGCCGAACCCUGCUUACCAACAGCAGUUGUCAGAAACCUAGUUUCUGGAGUGUAUUUUUUCUUUUGUAAGUAACAGCAAGAGGGCUGUCGUUAUUUCAGAUAAGUAGGCAGUAACAGUGAAGUACAAAAUGGCAAGAACAACAAAUACAGGGGGAACUUUACUAGACAAAUGCUCAAAUAGGGUCGGGCUGUCGUAAUUUCAGUUAAUGGAGAGGAGGAAAAGGAAGAUGGGUGUAAUUUUGGACAUUUCAUCUGAUGGUGUGGCAAAUGAGCAAAUUGGACCAUCAACUUUCUGGCAUUUUAGCAAAGCAACCAACUUCGUGGCAUUUGAGAGAAUGCCACAUGAGCAUUUUUUUUCCCUCGUUC
Molecule: messenger RNA, 3842 nt
Organism: Oryza sativa Japonica Group (Japanese rice)
Lineage: Eukaryota; Viridiplantae; Streptophyta; Magnoliopsida; Poales; Poaceae
Source: RefSeq, a predicted model, not a curated record